Paramecium sonneborni is the source of this 3323-nucleotide messenger RNA. The record is from the annotation of a GenBank genome assembly. Lineage: Eukaryota; Ciliophora; Oligohymenophorea; Peniculida; Parameciidae.
AUGGACGUAUUUUCAAUUUUGAAUGAUGUGGCUGACUGUGGGAAUGUUACGUAGCAGCAUAUUCAUAAUUUACAUGUGAGUUUCUUAGGAGACACAUAGUAAUUAGAAUUAAUAAACAUUUAGAUAGUUUACAAAAUAAUUAGAAUGUUGUUAUUUAAAAAUAAUAAAGAACUUUAAUGGUACUUCAAAACAGCAUAGAAAAUUAUUUGAAAAUGUUACAGAAAAAUUUGUUACAUUAAUGAUAAAAAAAUGGAAUGAAUCAACACUUCCCGCCUAAAAGACUCGAAAAUAAAUUAGCACAGAUAACACUAGAAGGUUUAUUGAAUUAUAAAUAUAAUAGUUUCCUUCUUUAUUUAAUGUAAUUGUUUGCAGAAGGUUUGGACUCAUAAAAUUUUGCAACAAGAAUAUGUUGUGGAAGACAUUUGUUUAUGAUAUUGAGAUGCAUUCCACCUUAGUUAUUGAAUUAGUUAGUGGAUGAAAAAACAGCAUAUGACAUGCUUAAUCACACAGUAGGUUUAUUUAAGAACACAAAAUUAUAAAAGACAGGGAAAACACAAAAAGGUUUGGCUGUAAAAUUAGGUUCUUAUUUAUAACAUAUAGCUUUUGAGGAAAGAAAAUAAAAUAAAUUAAAAUAAGCAAUAGUAGCAUUAAAAUAUGAAAUGGUUAGAACAAUUUGUGAAGAUGAUAAAAAGGAAUUAAGAUUAGAUGCAUUGACAAAUACAGAAUUAAAUGAUUCUACUCUUCCAUUUAUAAUAAUUAGAAUAAGAGAUACAGAUGUAGAUGUAAGAUUGUAGGUUUUUAAGAAAUUAAUGAAAAAUCAUUUUUCAAUUUAAUAAUUAUCAACAUUAGAUUUAUAUCAAGUGAUAUAUGAUGGUUUAAAAAAUAGUAGUUAAAAAGUAGUAGAAUAAUGUGAAUAAUUUUUAUAGUAAUCUUUUGGUAAAUUAAUUUAAGAUGAUACAAUAAUGUAAGAAGAUUCAAAGUAGAAAUCAGCUAGAAAAUCAAUGAAUUUGGAAUAAGUAAAUCAAAUAAAUGAAGCAGUAAAGAGAUUUUUAAAUUUAUUUUAAAUUGACAAGACUCUGAUAUUUCCUUAAUUAUAUUCAACAAUUAUGGAUGGAUUGAAGGCAAUUUUGAAAUCUGUUCAUUAAGAUGAAUUAUCAACAUAUUUUAGAGAUGCUUUAAGAAAUUUAAGUUAUUAAACAAGUGGACCAGAAAUGUCAUUUAUUAAAGUUUUAUGUUAGAUGUCCCAGGAUUCUGAGUAGAAAACAUAAUUAUAAUAAUAAAUGAAUUUAAUAGUAGAUCAUAAUUUCCCAGAAGGAACUUAAUUCGCAGAAAUUUUCAAUUAAGAUUUAGAUUUAUUAUAAUAUUAUGAAUUAUUAUAAUUAGCAUAAUUACUCAUAAAUUAAGAAUAAAUAGGGAGAACAAAACUUUUAGAUAAAAUGGUGUAAUUCAUAAGUAAAUAUAGAAAAUUGGAGUGUUAAAGAUUGCAUAAUUAAAAGUUUAAUGAGAUCUAUGAAGAUAAGAGUGAUUAAGAAUUAGAAAGUAGAUGGUUUGCUUAACAUCAUUUUGAAAUGCCAAUAAUAAAAAGUUAUUAUGAACUUAUGAUUCCUUCUAUAAAAGUAAUUAAACUUUUGGUAUCUAAUCAAGAUGAAAUGGCUGAACAAGUAUUUAAAGUGAUAUAAGAUUUAUAAAGAUAAAUAAUUAUAGAAAAUAUUUAGUAAUUGGAAUAAACGAUAUAAGUUAGGAAAGAAGAGAGAGAUAAUUUAGAAUAAGAAAAAGAAUCUUUACUAAAAAAGAAGAAGUAAAAUUUAUAAUCAUUAUAAUUAAAUGAAUAACUUAUUGAUUAGAAUGAAAAAGCUAUGUAAUAAACACUUAAUGAAUUAAAUUAAAUAAAACAAAUAAAUAAAAAUAUUGAUAUACAUUGUUUGUAUUUAUUAGAUGCUUUAUUUAAUUAAUUUGACAUUGCCAAAAUAGAAGAUAGAAUUUUCAUAAGAUUAAAGAAUAUAAUAACUACAAUUAGUGAGAAAUAUAAAAUUGGAGAAGAUUGUUUAGCAAAGAAAUUAAGUUUCAGAUGUUUAGGAUAUAUUCCAUUAUUUGGAAUUGAUGUUGGAGGAUCUACAGUUGCAACAUUGGCAAGAAUAUUAGAUUAAUAUAUUCCAACAUAAAAAAAUAGUGAUAAUCCAAUGACGAUAACAGCAUUAAGAAGUAUUUUAGAUGCACUUUUAAUGUAUGAUGAUGAUUAGGCUUGGGUUAUUGAUUCAGAAACUUAUGGUAAAUAAAAGAUAUUAUAGAUUAUAAUGAAAUUUGCAUAUAAAUCUGAAGGAGUAAUUUAAGCAAUAGCUUUAGAAGGAUUAUGUAAGUUAUUAAUACAUGAUAAAAUAUAGAAGCCAUAAGUUUGGAUAGCUUAAUUUUUAUUUUUAUGGUUUGAUGUAAGAUUACGUUCUUAACAAUUGCCUUUAUAAAUUGUAACUAGUUUUCUUAAACUUUAUAUUACAUCUUCUCUGUAAUUUUUAAGGAUAUUUGAAAAGGGUUUAGAAUUAUACUUUAGUAUAUGUUGUUAUUUACAUUAUGUUAAGGAUUAGAUUUUGAAUCCAGAUCUAUUUGAAACAUAAUAAUGGCAAGAAAAUUCAUUAAUAUAAGCAGCAAGUGCAGGCAUAAAAAUGAUGAGUUAUAAAAUAACUGGUUAAAAAUCUAAUCCUUCUUUAGGAGAAUUUAAAGAUAUUUUGGAAUCUAGAUCUUUAGAAUCUGACUUUAUUGGACCAUAAGAAAGAUUUAUUAUGUAUCUUUGUAAAUUAGUAAGUGAUCAUAAUAAUAUUAUACUUUAAAAAGUUAUUACCCAAGUAACAAAAUAGGCAGAUUUUUUAGAAAUGUAUGAUAUCAAAGAAGAUGAUAAUAAUAAACUAAAACCAAAAUAAUCAUUCUAUUAAAGUUUAAUAAUCAGUUUAGAAGUAUGUAUUGAAAGAUUAGAAAAAGCAAAUGUUGAUGUUAAAAACGAGAAUAAUUUCUUAAAAGUAUUAUAAGAAGAAAUAGGAAUGUAAGGAUAGGAUGAAGGAUAAGCAUUAAGAGAUGCUAUUAUGAAAGAUUUUGAAUAAUAAAGAGAAGAUGCAAAUAAUUUAGUUAAAGAUUUAAAAAAAUAAGGAAUAAUUAUUUAAGGAUAAAAAUAAAAAGAAUAAGUUUAAGUUGAUUAAAAUUAUGAAGGUAUAGAUAUAUAUUUAUAUUAUUUUAGGUGAAUCAGAUUCUGAUGAUGGAAUUAAAAAGAAAAGAAAACAAUCAAGUGAUUCAGAAAUUCCAACUAGAAAAGGAGGAAAUAAAAAAAGAAGAUGAAU